AUAUGGCGCUCUCCAUGAAAAAUUUUUCCCUUCGAGUCAGCCGUCAAAUUCGACGGUAUUUAAAUACAGCAUCAGCAUGCGACAACGGAAAGGGUGUCCGGGUGAGGUUUGCACCGAGCCCCACGGGUUACAUGCACUUAGGUUCUCUAAGAACAGCGUUUUACAAUUACCUGUUUGCUAAGUCAAAUGGUGGUGCAUUUGUUUUGAGGAUAGAAGAUACUGAUCAGACAAGGAUUGUAGAUGGUGCUAUUGAGAAGAUCAUACAGACAUUACAAUGGGCCAAGCUGGAACCAGAUGAAGGUCCUUCUAUUGGUGGAGACUAUGGACCAUACAUCCAGUCACAAAGAAGAGAUCUGUACAGCAAUUGUUUAGAUAAAUUAUUAAAGAAUGGAGCAGCAUACAGGUGUUACUGCACAAAAUUCAGACUGAAUUUAAUCAGAAAAGAUGCCAUACGACGUGGAGAAAUUCCAAAAUAUGACAACAAAUGUCGACAUUUGACAGAUGGAGAAAUUCAAGAGAAGACAGAGGAAAAUGUGCCAUAUGUUGUCAGAUUUAAGUUAAAUUCAGAGGACCAUGAGCCAUUUACGGAUCUUGUUUAUGGACAUUAUGAUGUUAAUGUUGCUAACUAUGAAGGCGAUCCAGUAAUUGUGAAGACUGAUGGAUUGCCAACCUAUCAUUUCGCCAAUGUAGUAGAUGACCAUUUAAUGGGAAUUACUCAUGUCCUGAGGGGUCAGGAAUGGCAGAUUUCAACUCCCAAGCACUUGCUGAUGUACAAGGCAUUUGGCUGGUCCCCUCCUGAGUAUGGUCACCUCCCUCUCAUCAUGAACAGUGAUGGAACCAAACUGUCAAAGAGACAGGGAGAUAUUCAGAUAUCACAUUAUCAGGCUAAAGGAUACAGUCCUGAAGCUUUGUUGAAGUUUGUCACAUUAAUGGGAGGAGGGUACACACAGACAGAUGACCACUCUAUUGAAUAUGACAACAUGGAGGACCUCAUUACAAAGUUUUCCAUAAAGAAUAUGUCCACUCAUUCUGGACAUGUGGAUCAUGAAAAGUUGGAACAAGUGAAUAAAGUUUACCUCCAGAGAGAACUGAGAGAUAACCCUGCCCUAGUUACUGCCCAAACAAUGGAAAUCCUGAUGAAACAUUUGCAAGCAAAAUAUCCAGAUAAGUUUUCAAGUACUCAACUGGACAAAGAAUAUGUUGCCGGUAUUCUGCAGUGGGCUGUGGGAGAAAGCAGAAUUAACAAGAUUACAGAUUUAACAGAACCAGAAUGGGAUUUUUUAUGGAACACACCCUCACAAACUCAGAUACAGGAACUCAGUGAGAAGUAUGACCUUGACCUUUGUGAUAUUUUACAAGACUGUUACAUUGCUGUCAAUCAAAUGUCAGACUUUCAGGAAAACACUCUCAAAAACUCCUUGUCUGUGAUUGCAAAAAAUAGAGGAAUCAAAGUGAAAUUAUUGAUGAACAUCAUACGGGUUUCUCUCUCAGGACUACAGGUAGGGCCCCCUGUUGUUGAAAUGAUGAAAAUACUUGGAAGGACAGUAACUCUUAGUCGUCUUAAAUAUGCAGAAGAGUGUGUAAACAAUUUGCAUUGUGUUGACAUUAAAAUGUAAAUCCAGUUUAA
Messenger RNA from Saccostrea echinata, 1627 nucleotides. RefSeq names its product probable glutamate--tRNA ligase, mitochondrial. Gene Ontology annotation, biological process: glutamyl-tRNA aminoacylation. The record is from RefSeq and is a predicted model, not a curated record. Gene Ontology annotation, molecular function: ATP binding; glutamate-tRNA ligase activity; zinc ion binding. Lineage: Eukaryota; Metazoa; Mollusca; Bivalvia; Ostreida; Ostreidae. The transcript is spliced from 13 exons. Bases 3 to 1616 code for a protein of 537 amino acids.